AUGGAUGAUGGAUUAUUAAUUGAGCAAGUUGCAGGGUUUCCUGCUCUAUUCAAUAAAAACGAUUGCCGCUUUAAAAAUAAAACGGCCAGAGAGCAGGCAUGGCAAACCAUUGCCGAAAUUAUGGGUUGUUCUGUUGAAGACUGCAGCAAUAGGUGGGUUGUUUUAAGGGCGAAAUAUACCACUCUCAAAAAACAAAUCAGAGAAACCCCGUCUGGAUCCGCGGGGUUCUCAAUUUCCUGGCCACAUUAUGAGGCAAUGGGGUUCUUGGACCCAUUUUUGGUGACGAGAAGGACUAUAUCAAACAUUAAAUUGAAAUACCAGAACAUCUCUAAUCUAGAGUCUUCGGAGCAAGGGCAAGGACCAUCUUCAAUUUGGGACACAAUGUCCCAACUUGAAUUUUCAGAUGUUUCUGUGGGUGCUCCGGAGACUGAAGAUUCUGUGACUGAAGUCACUGAUGAGACAGACUUCUCACCCCCGCCAACUCCAGAUCCUAUUUCAAAGAGUGGAACUCCUACCACAUCACAUUCUCAACUAUCGACUACUUCGACUUCAUUCAGCUCAUUCAAUCAAAAAAUGGCAGCACUUAGGAGGCAGAAUACAAAAGGCAGGGGUGGUGCAAUGGGUGGUACCAAGCGGAAUGCGCAAGAAGCGAUGUGCCACAGCAUCACUUCAGCCAUAGGUGACUUCCAGAAGAGACAUCAGGCUUAUAGUGAAGGAAUCGAGAAUAUGGCCCCUUCAAGCUGGGCCAAAAGUCUUGCAGAAGACAUGCUGGUUUUGUCGCCAAGCCAAAGGAUCAUUUUCAAAAAAAAAUGUUACGACAUUUUGGCAGAAAUGGUACAAAACACACAGGAAUGA
Ceutorhynchus assimilis (cabbage seed weevil) is the source of this 855-nucleotide messenger RNA. Lineage: Eukaryota; Metazoa; Arthropoda; Insecta; Coleoptera; Curculionidae. The record is from the annotation of a GenBank genome assembly.